This is a messenger RNA of Oncorhynchus gorbuscha (pink salmon), 6508 nucleotides long. RefSeq lists its product as uncharacterized. NCBI's taxonomy places the organism in Eukaryota, Metazoa, Chordata, Actinopteri, Salmoniformes, Salmonidae. The record is from RefSeq and is a predicted model, not a curated record. The coding region runs from base 677 to 6508 and encodes 1943 amino acids. The transcript has 9 exons.
GAGAAUGGGGAAAUGUUUAAAUAAAUCAGGUCAUUAAAACAUUAGGUAUUGGCUUUGUCCAAACGGUGUAGUUAGCUAUUCGUUACUAACAUAACUGUUAGCUAGGUAACGUUUCAUCAUCAGACAGAUACCUUUUUUAGCUUGGUACUGUUGGCUAGCUAAUAGCUCCUGCGAACUAAUUUGAAGCUCUGCUCAAACAGAGUCGCGGAAGGAGUAAAACGACGAUAGUUUUGUAUUUGGUGACCUCACAAGGGAUUCCACAGGUGACCUCACAAGGGAUUCCACAGAUGACCUCACAAGGGAUUCCACAGAUGACCUCACAAGGGAUUCCACAGGUGACCUCACAAGGGAUUCCACAGGUGACCUCACAAGGGAUUCCACAGAUGACCUCACAAGGGAUUCCACAGAUGACCUCACAAGGGAUUCCACAGGUGACCUCACAAGGGAUUCCACUGUUCUGGUGACAGGAAGAUGAUCGGACCCUGAAAUAACUUGUCUUUGACAGAGACUCAUAAUGCAGCACUUCCCGAGGCUCCCAGUGUGGCAGGAGAUAUAGGAGACCUGUGAAUACACAGGCGAGAGACACACCUCACACUAGUGAGGCUCCAUUCAAUAGCAAGUUGUUAUUUUUAUUUUUACAACAACAGAAAAAAAACAUUCUAACUGCUGAGACAAAAUGAGUUCUGAGAAGGAAGCGUUGAUGGAUGAAAUCGAAAAGAGUUUAUGGAAUUUAACUGAGGACAAUUUACGUUACCUGUGUGAACGUCAUGCCAAAGAUGGAUUUGAAAUUAAAGGGAUGAAUCAUCGCUUAUUAAGGCGUAAAGUCAUGGAGGAAAUGUGGGACAAUACGGAUUCAAUGAAAUCAGAGGAGCAGGGAAUAUCUUGGUUAGUCCAUCUGAAAGAGGACAUCAGGAGGACACAGGAGGAGGGUAGCAGUGCACUCAUGAGUCCCAGCCAAUCAGAUGAUGUAGACCGCAAUGAAGAACACAACAAGGUGGACAGGGAUUGGUUGCCGAGCAACGGACUGACAGCAGAGCCCUUGCAUCCCAGCCAAUGUGAUGAUGAUGAUGCUGUCGACUGCGAUGAAGAGGGAGGAGCUGGGUUGCUUAGCAACACAUCAGACCAGAGUAAAUUAAAAAUGCACAUCAGAUCGCACACUGUUAAACAACACACAGUGAAUCCCUCAGUGAAACCUCACCACUGCUCGGAUUGUGGGAAACAGUUCAUUGUAAAAUCAAGCCUUAAACAUCACAGGCUAGUGUUUCACACAGAUCACCCUCACCGCUGUGGUCAAUGUAAGAAGAGUUUCAUAACUGCAGCAAGACUGGAAUCACACACAAAAACAAGACACCCGCCAAGUGAUCCUCUGAAGAACCCACACGUGUGCUCUAAAUGCGGUAGGGCAUUCCCUGUGGCUGCCAGUCUUAAGAGACACCUGAGAACUCAUACUGGGGAGAAACCGUACGUCUGCCCCCAGUGUGGAAAGGACUACAGUGACUGUGGAAACUUGAGGAAACACAUGAGAAGAACUCACCCAGUAGAGGAGAUGGUUGUGGAGAGUUUCGCCACUCAGAGGAGCAUCCCUACAGGGAAUGUGGAGGAAAUGCAGGACAACACGGAUUCAAUGAAAUCGGAGGAGCAGGGAACAUCUUGGUCACUCCAACUGAAAGAGGACCUCAAAGGGAUACAGGAGAAUGGGAGCGUUGUGCCCAUGAGUCCCGGCCAAUCCGAUGACGCCGAUGACGAUGAUGCUGCAGACUGCAACGUUAAGGACAGGGAUUGGUUGCCUAGCAACGGACUGAAGGCGGAGCCCAUGAGUCCCGGCCAAUCCGAUGACGAUGGUGCUGAUGACGACGACGAUGAUGACGAUGAUGCUGCAGACUGCAACGUUAAGGACGGGGAUUGGUUGCCUAGCAACGGACUGAAGGCGGAGCCCAUGAGUCCCAGUCAAUCCGAUGAUGCUGUAGACUGGGAUGAGGAGGACAGUGAUUGGAUGGCUAGCGAUGGGCUGGAGGUGGAGUUGUCUCCAGAGAGACACACACCAGAGCAGAGAGUGAGAGAGGACAAACCUCCCCUGCCCCCCUUUGCCCUCCCAGAGUCCCCGGUAGUGGUCCCCGGUGCCUCUCCCGGUAGCGACUUAUUGAGCGGUCUGAAGAGUGUGUCUGUGUGGCUGGUCGACUGCAGGAAGACACCAGGGCAGAGUACCCAUAUAAUACACAAGACAACACAGACAGGAGAGAAACCCCACAGCUGGUCUAAUGCUGAACAACACAAAACCCUCUCAGGAGACAGGCCUGGCUCCCAUAUCUGUGAUCACUGUGGGAAGAAUUGUAUCACUGCUACCAAUCUGAAAACACAUUUACCGUGUCUGUCUGGAGAGAAACCACACGUCUGCUCUGAAUGCGGAAAGAGUUUCACACAGGCCGGCUGUCUUAAGAGACACCUGAGAACUCAUACCGGGGAGAAACCGUACGUCUGUCCUCUGUGUGGGAAGGCUUCUACUGAUUCUGGAAACUUAAAGAGACACAUCAGAAAAACUCACCCAGGAGAGGAGGUCAUUGUGAAGAGACUUGCCUAUCAGAAGAGCGUUCGUAAUGCUAAAGAAUACACACAAGCCCACUCCGGAGAUGGCUCUCAUAUCUGUGAUCACUGUGGUAAGAAUUUUACCACAGCGAGAAGUCUAAAACUACACAUGCAGUCCCUGCAGAGAAGGAGAGAGAACUUGACUGCAGAGAAAGCUCAUGUGUGCUCUGAAUGUGGAAAGGGCUUCCAUCAGGCUGGCAGUCUUAAGAGACACCUGAGAACUCAUACUGGGGAGAAACCGUACGUCUGCCAUCAUUGUGGGAAGGCUUGCAGUGAUUCUGGAAACUUACAGAAACACAUCAAAAGUCACAUGGGUAAACAACACACAGUGAAACCUUACCUCUGCUCUGAAUGUGGGAAACAGUUCAUUGGAAAACAAAGCCUUGAACAUCACCGGGAGGUUUUUCACACAGAUCACCCUCACCGCUGUGGUCAAUGUAAGAAGAGCUUCAUAACUGCAGCAAGAUUGGAAUCGCACAUAAAAACAAGACACCCGCCACCUGAUCCUCUGAAGAACCCACAUGUGUGCUCUGAAUGUGGACGGGGAUUCCCUGUGGCCGCCAGUCUUAAAAGACACCUGAGAAUCCACACUGGGGAGAAACCGUACUCCUGCCCUCAGUGUGGAAACAGUUACAAUGAUCGUGGAAAUUUAAAGAAACACAUCAGAACUCACACAGAAGAGAAACCCUACCACUGCUCGGUGUGCGGGAUGAAGUUCCGUCAUACAAAAACAUUACAACGGCAUCACCAGGAGAACCACAAGGGGGAGACACUGGGUCCCAUCCACAGGCACCAAGACCCUCUUCCAUGCCCCCACUGCGGGGAGGAGUUCUCAUCCAAGGCUCUUCUGAAGGAUCAUCUACGGACUCACUCUAGCCGGGUUCACUGCUCCCGAUGCGACAAGACCUUCUCCACUAAAAGUAACUUACUGGUUCAUCAGCGGAUACACACUGGAGAGAGGCCUUACCUUUGCCCUCAGUGUGGGAAGAGUUUCUCUCUGGCAGGGAGUUUAAAACUUCAUCUCCGGAUUCAUGCGGGUGAGAAACCUUACUGCUGUACUUACUGUGACAAGAGAUUCACAAGUAAGAGUCACUGCAAUCUUCACCUGCGAAUCCACACUGGAGAGAAACCGUACCAAUGCCCUGACUGCGGGAGGUGUUUCGCUGACGGGAAUGUCCUGAAAAACCACCGGCGGACCCACACAGGAGAGAAACCGUUCCAGUGCCGCUUGUGCGAUAAAGCUUUCGCUCAGUUGAGCAGUCUGAAGAAACAUCAGGAGACACACAGGCAAACUCAGCCUGUCUCUGUCCCAAGACUCCCUAAUCCCUACCCACCACCCAAUCAGCAUGUCCCUUAUCCCUACCCAUCACAGAUCCAAUGGCAGGGGUCAAAGUUACCUGGUGUGCCCUGGUACCGCGACCCGGUGUGCUCUGGUACCGCGACCCGGUGUGCCCUGGUACCGCGACCCGGUGUGCCCUGGUACCGCGACCCGGUGUGCUCUGGUACCGCGACCCGGUGUGCCCUGGUACCGCGACCCGGUGUGCCCUGGUACCGCGACCCGGUGUGCUCUGGUACCGCGACCCGGUGUGCCCUGGUACCGCGGUACCGCGACCCGGUGUGCCCUGGUACCGCGACCCGGUGUGCCCUGGUACCGCGACCCGGUGUGCUCUGGAUUUCUUAUUACCAUACCGGAAAUGACGCAAUCGACAUGCUCCCCGAGGUCGAAAGGUAUACAUCAGAACACAUCGGAAGGUUCUCUAAAAGUCCUGCCAUUGACUGCAUUGUCGUUGUUGCCACACGAGCAGGACAAUAUGAAUCCACUCAGUUCAGAAAGGAAACAUUGAUGGAUGAAAUCGAAAAGAGCUUAUGGAAUUUAACCGAGGACAAUUUACGCUACAUGUGUGAACGUUGUGGAAUGGAUGGCCCUGAAAUUAAAGGGAUGAAUCAUCGCUUAUUAAGGCGUAAAGUCAUGGAGGAAAUGUGGAACAAGACGGAGUCAAUGAAAUCAGAGGAGCAGGGAAUGUCUUGGUUAGUCCAACUGAAAGAGGACAUCAGGAGGACACAGGAGGAGGGUAGCAGUGCACUCAUGAGUCCCGGCCAAUCAGAUGAUGUAGACCGCAAUGAAGAACACAACAAGGGGGACAGGGAUUGGUUGCCUAGCAACGGACUGACAGCGGAACCCUUGCAUCCCAGCCAAUGUGGUGAUGAUGCUGUCGACUGCGAUGAAGAUUGGAAUGAAGAGGGAGGAGCUGGGUUGCUUAGCAAUGGACUGGAGGCGGAGUCAGCUCCAGAGAGCCACAGUUACGACAAGCCUCCACCACCCCUCUCCCCUCUCCCAGAGUCUCCGGGUCAUGCCUCUCCCAGCAGGGCCUUAUUGUGUGGUCUGAAGAGGGUGUCUGUACGGCUCGACGACUGCAGGAAGACACCGGGGCAGAGUAGCCAUAUAAUACACAAGACAGCACAGACGGGAGAGAAACCCCACAGCUGGUCUAAUGCUGAACAACACAAAACCCUCUCAGGAGACAGGCCUGGCUCCCACAUCUGUGAUCACUGUGGGAAGAAUUUUGUCACAGCUACCAAUCUGAAAACACAUUUACUGUGUCUGUCUGGAGAGAAACCUUACAUGUGCUCUGAAUGCGGAAAGAGUUUCACGCAGGCCGGCAAUCUUAAGAGACACCAGAGAACUCAUACUGGGGAGAAGCCGUUUGUUUGUCCUCGUUGUGGGAAAGACUACAAUGAUUCUGGAAACUUAAAGAAACACAUGAGGUCCCAUGCGGUUAAACAACACACAGGGAACCCCAAAGUGAAACCUUACCUCUGCUCUGAUUGUGGGAAGCAAUUCAUUGGAAAACAAAGUCUUGAAUAUCACCGGGAGGUUUUUCACACAGAUCACCCUCAUCGCUGUGGUCAAUGUAAGAAGAGCUUCAUAACUGCAGAAAGACUGGAAUCGCACAUAAAAACAAGACACCCGCCAAGUGAUCCUCUGAAGAACCCACAUGUGUGCUUGGAAUGCGGAAGGGGAUUCCCUGUGGCCGCCAGUCUUAAAAGACACCUGAGAAUUCAUUCUGAGGAGAAACCGUACUCCUGCCCUCAGUGUGGAAACAGUUACAGUGAUCGUGGAAAUUUAAAGAAACACAUCAGAACUCACACCGAAGAGAAACCCUACCACUGCUCGGUGUGCGGGAUGAAGUUCCGUCAUACAAAAACAUUACAACGGCAUCACCAGGAGAACCACAAGGGGGAGACACUGGGUCCCAUCCACAGGCACCAAGACCCUCUUCCAUGCCCCCACUGCGGGGAGGAGUUCUCUACCAAGGCUCUUCUAAAGGAUCAUCUACGGACCCACUCUAGCCGGGUUCACUGCUCCCAGUGCGACAAGACCUUUUCCAAUAAAGGUAAUUUACUUGUUCAUCAGCGGAUACACACUGGAGAGAGGCCUUACCUUUGCCCUCAGUGUGGGAAGAGUUUCUCUCUGGCAGGGAGUUUAAAACUUCAUCUCCGGAUUCAUGCGGGUGAGAAACCUUACUGCUGUACUUACUGUGACAAGAGAUUCACAAGGAAGGGCCACUGCAAUAGCCACAUGCGAAUCCACACUGGAGAGAAACCGUACCAAUGCCCUGACUGCGGGAGGAGGUUUGCUGACGGUAAUGUCCUGAAAAACCACCGGCGGACCCACACAGGAGAGAAACCGUUCCAGUGCCGCAUGUGUGAUAAAGCCUUCGCCCAGUUGACCAGUCUGAAGAAACACCAGGAGACACACAGCCAUAAUCACACUCCUGACAUCCAGACCUACCCGUUAGCCCGACAUCCAGACCCGUUAGCCCGACAUCCAGACCCGUUAGCCCGACAUCCAGACCCGUUAGCCCGACAUCCAGACCCGUUAGCCCGACAUCCAGACCCGAGCCCCGACAUCCAGACCCGUUAG